AUAGUCAAGUGUUUCACUGUUUGCUUCUAGUAAAUAUUUAGACACUUUUAUUACAAUUACUAAAUGUCUAGGAGCGAUAGUGUAAUUAGUGGUUUGGGAUGGCUUCGGACGAAGAAGGCACACAAUUAUCUCCCCUGAAUACGAGUUGGAGAAAUUUCGGAACUAAUGAAAGUUCCGGAAUUUUCGGCGAAAGCGACCAAUACACCCGAAAAAUCCGGACUUAUAGCCAGUGGUCCCCGAUGGAGGAAGGAGUAACUCUCGCCUGGAACGACGUGUCCGUCUAUAUCCAAACCAAGAAAAAGGGUAAAACCACAUGCAAACGAAUCAUCAACGGAGUUACCGGCGCCGUAAAAGCGGGAAGUUUAGUAGCUUUGAUGGGGGCGAGUGGCGCUGGGAAAAGUACGCUAAUGUCCACUUUAGCCUACAGAAACGCCAGUGGUGCGUGUGUUGAGGGGGAUAUUUUAAUUAACGGGCGGCCUAUUGGCGACUAUAUGAAAUAUAUAAGUGGGUUUAUGCACCAAGAGGACAUUUUCAUCGGCUCUUUGACUGUCUUGGAACACAUGAAUAUCAUGGCAAGGCUCAAACUUGACCGCAAGACGACUCAACAAGAGCGAAAUUCGAAGAUUUAUGAAAUUUUGAAAAGUCUUGGACUUACUAAGUGUCUCAAUACGAGGAUUGGGAUUAAUGGGGAGAGCAAAGUCUUGUCAGGGGGCGAGAAAAAACGACUCGCUUUUGCGACAGAACUCCUAACAGACCCCCCAAUCUUAUUCUGCGAUGAACCCACGACCGGUCUCGACUCAUACUCAGCCCAAAAAAUCAUAACAAUGAUGAACACGAUGGCGUGUAGUGGAAAAACAAUUCUUUGCACAAUCCACCAGCCAUCAUCGGACAUUUUUGCAAUAUUUAGUCAAUUAAUUUUGAUGGCUGAUGGUCGAAUUGCGUUCAUGGGGAGUGCAGCAUCGGCACUGGAUUUUUUCGAAAAGGCCGGUUACAGGUGUCCUACGUCGUACAACCCAGCCGAUUUCUUCAUCAAAACACUGGCAACAACGCCUGGUUAUGAGGAAAAUAGUAGACAGUGUAUAAAGAGAAUUUGUGAUUAUUUCGUCGUCAGUGAUUACAACAAAGAGGUGAACGUUGUUGUUCAGUAUGAAUUUCACAUGGGGAGAGCAGUGGAGAGCAAAAUUUACAAGCUUAGGACCAAUUUUAAUGAGUUGUUUUUCUGGCAAAAAUUGUACUGGUUGACUUAUCGAUGGUUUCUGGAUUUGUGGAGGGACCCGACUCUUCAAGCAACGAAAAUAUCGGAAAAAAUUGUUAUUGGAAUUAUGAUCGGUUUGUGUUAUUUGGGCACAGAUUUUACAACACAGAUUGGGGUACAAAAUGUCCAAGGAAUUAUUUUCUUAUUGGUUUCAGAAAAUACGUUCACACCGAUGUAUUCCAUUUUGGAUGAGUUUCCACAGAAAUACCCCCUGUUUUUGAGGGAGUAUAAUUCAGGGUUGUACUCAGCGUUUUUGUAUUUCUUAUCGCGAAUUCUCUCAAUGCUGCCGGGUUUAAUAAUCGAGCCGAUUUUGUUCGUGAUUAUCGUCUAUUGGCUUUCGGGCCUCCGUGCCUCCGCUUAUGCCUUCCUAAUGACAACUUUGGCGGGCAUUCUUACCUUGAAUUCGGCCGCUGCGUGCGGUAAGUCGUUCAAAAGCCGUGAUUUGGCACGAUUUUUCACGUUAAAAUUUAAAUACGGCCAAAUUCGGGCUAUUAUUAGUGCUCUAUUUGAAUUACGGAUUUAUUCCCGGGAUUUCCAGUUCACUGAUUCAUUUCGGUUUACUCUUUUAAUAUUAAAGAUUCAAAACGUUCCAGGAAUAUUCUUUUCGAAUGCGUUUGAUUCCGUGCCUGCGGCUAUGGCCUAUUUGGUGCCUUUUGAUUACGUGCUUAUGCUAACAUCGGGGGUUUUUGUUAAAUUAAGCACUCUUCCACGAGUUUUUUCCUGGACCAAAUAUCUCUCCUGGUUGAUGUAUUCAACCGAAUCCAUUUCUAUAAUUCAAUGGAACGGAAUAAAAAAUAUCACAUGCGAUAUUUCCGACCAGGAAAUCCCUUGCCUAACUUCAGACACUCAGGUCCUAGAGAAAUACAGUUUUUCAGAAGAUAAUUUGUCACGUGAUUUAUGGAGCAUGCUGUUUCUCUGUAUCAUAUUUCACUGUUUAAGUUUCAUCUGUUUGUGGCUUAAAAUCAGGAAGAGAUAAUUUGAA
Molecule: messenger RNA, 2237 nt
Organism: Tribolium madens (black flour beetle)
Lineage: Eukaryota; Metazoa; Arthropoda; Insecta; Coleoptera; Tenebrionidae
Gene: st
Product: protein scarlet
Exons: 12
Coding region: 99-2231 (710 amino acids)
Cellular component (GO): plasma membrane
Molecular function (GO): ATP hydrolysis activity; ATP binding; ABC-type transporter activity
Source: RefSeq, a predicted model, not a curated record